CUUGUUGCACAUGGAAAGCUUGCAUUGGCUACACUCACAAGUCUUGAGAUAAAGGCAAGAGGGACUCUGGAUUCAAACGAACGUUCAUUCUCAGUAUUGGCUGUUUCUGCUAGUCCAAACUCUAGUGACACAUCCAUAUCUGGCAGCUGGGAUACUGGUGAAGAAACAUGGAACACACUUUUGAGUCCUAUCAAAAGCGCAGAAAGAAGGUUUCCGAGCCAACCAACUGUGCCAUAUAUGAUGUCAAUGUCGUAUGAUGGCUCUUGUGUUGUUUGUGCUUCUCGCCAUCAAUUUGUGAUUUCCAAAAUCAAGGAUACACCACCCAGCGAGUAUGAGCAGAUAGGACAAGGAUCUGGCUGUGAAGAACCCAGUGAAUUUAUAACAGCAUGUCUUUGCAUUUCACUCUAUGUUCCUUCUAAAUCUGGAAAUAACACCAUGUCAAUAGUGGUGGCUAUUGGCUAUAGUUCUGGAUACCUUCGUUUUUUUGACGAGAAAGGAGUAUUGAUCAUUUCGCAACAGCUUCAUAAUAGCAGAGUGCAGUCGAUCAGGGCUCGCACUGUUGUCUCGUUUGACAUUCAAGAAAGCGACGAGAUUCUUGUAAGCUAUAAAGAUAAACAUGCCAUCAGUAUUGAUGGGACAAGUCUUUGGAUGGCUGCACGUUUUGGACAAUUGUCAACCGAAGAUGCACCUGCUUUAUCUUACAAAAAAUGGAUAUUUCAAAGCCAAGAGCAAGUUGUUGAUAUAAUUAGCUGCGGUCCACUUUCUCGUUCAGUUUUUUCGCCCCCUCAGUUCAACAAACUGACAGGCGAGUAUGCUCCAGUGAAUUACACGGCCAGAUAUAUAGCUGUCGGUAAACCAAUGGUAGCAUUGUAUGCAACAACUGAAACCAGUCGAUCACUUUUUGCUGGAAUAGUGCCAAGUCGAGUCACUUCUGCAGUAACUAGUGCUGUUUUUUCAUUUGCAAAGACUUUGUGGAAUUCACCAAAUCAGCCAUCGAGUGUUGCAAACCAAUCGAAAGAACCAAGUCUCACUACCACUCCGGGCGUAGUAGUUCCUGCCGUAAUUGUUUUGAGCGAUUCAAAUCGUCAUAUUUUAUCCAUCACACAGGCUCCAAGCUCAGUCACAACUCCAAGGUCAUCACUAGCAGUAAUGUCUGACUCACUUGGUCGUGUUUUGGUAUUGGAUACAGACGAAGGUGAAAUUAUUCGAAUAUUCAAGGGAGUACGCGAUGCUCAAACAGCAUGGAUUCAAGUAUCCGAUCAAAGCGGUCGUAUUGACCGGCCUGUUUUGCUUGUACUGGCAAUAUAUUCUUCUCGUGGGGUUCUUGAACUGUAUCUGAUGCGAUUUGGACAACGAAUCUGCAUCGCUAAUGUUGGGACAGGAAUUCGUCUAGUUCAAACAACUUCGAGUAUUCUAGGUGGUAUGUAUUGGCGUCUUAACAAUCCAACUCAGAUUGGUGCACUGGCUAGUUGCUAUCUUGUGAGCUCAAAUGGAGAGAUGCGCAAAAUUGUUUUGAAUUACGAUUCAAUUAUAAAUUCCAAUUAUAAGACCGGUGAUACAACUUCAAUCGCGGAGUUGGUUUCUGAAUAUGAAAAUUUGGCAGAGUCUACAUCACGUACUGCUUUGCUAAGCAAAAUCAAAGAUAUGGUUGUCAAUCUAUCAUCGGCACCAUUGAAGUUUGUUGCGAUGGACUCAUUUUCAAAUGCUGUUCCUGUGGAGACGUAUUUUGAAAUACUUGAACACUUGGCAAAGCUGCUGGAGGUUGAAAAUCAAUCGCUUACUGAUGUUUUACAAAACAGUUUGACUCGUUCAAAAAUUCACCAGCAGAGCCAAGAUGUUACAAAUCGGAUCGAGACUACACUAAGGCUUCAUAUUCUUAAAGCAUAUCAAGCCAUCCAAGAGAUACACAUGUUUCAUACCACUAAACCUGUUUCAGAUACUGAAAUUUCUAAUUUUAUACAGGACGAGUUUUGCAAAUUGCAGUUUAUUUUAUCUGAAAAAACAGACUAUGCAAAGCUUUUGGCUUCGGCGACAAGCUCCAUUGGAUUUCGAACUUUUCAGUCAGCAUUUGUACUCAACAAACGUUGGGUUCCAAGCAUAAAUGAACAGCAUGCUGCUCCUUUAAAACUUAAUGGCGAUCUUACUUCCGAUAUAGUACGCGGAGUUGCUAAAUUUUUAUUAAAUCCUAUUUUGAGCAAUCGAUGUGCAAUAACGAGCAUGAUGUCAAGGCUACUGAUUGGUAGAGUAGAUUGGAUGACGUUGAUUGUAUCUCAGCUACAGAUACCUUGUGUAUCUACGACGUCUGUAAAUAUACCAAUGCUGCAAAGCUAUGCCAAUUUAAUCCAGAGCAUUGUGCAAAUUCAUGGUACUGUCCAUCUACAAGCCGUUGAGCUUUUGACAAACUUUGCCAUGUCAACCAAAUCGUACGCACUCGCUUUAUUCGUGUGUUUGUGUUUGCAUUUUCUAUUAGAUAAGCAUAAUGAUAGGCCAGAGCUGCAAAAUUUAAUUGCUUCCAAGAAUAAUUUGAAGCGUAUUCUUGUCAGUUUUGAGCAAUUUUUUUCUGGAUCUUUUGAAUAUCAGCUCCCAUGCGCAGCCAAGGAUUUUGAAAAGACUGAGAAAACCAGUUUAGCGUAUCUAGUAGCCCUUUCUCAACUCAAGAAAAUAAAAACUACCCCAGCAACCAUCAAGGAAACUAUUUCGAUUGUUAGAGAGUAUAUGGCGUCUUCUGGAUUAUUUGAAACAGAUCUUGGUUUGAUAUAUAUAUCAUUUUACUAUGCAGAUCAAUGGAUUGAAACGUCAGAGACGGAUGCACUGUCACGAGCGGUUUGUUUUGCACAGUCCGUCAGUUCAUCAAUAUUACAACAGGGAUUAUUGCUGGCAUUAUUCAACCAUUGUUUUUCAACCAAACUGAGGAAUAUCAUAGACAUGAUUGAAAAGGCGCGACGCGUACCAAAGGAUGUGAUGUGUGAGCGACUCUGUGGCAUGCCAGCUGCAAAAGUGUCUUGUUUUCUCGAAAUAUGUAUACAGCUGCUCGAGGCACUUGACAUUCCUGGAGAAGCUGCAACUUUAGAAGAUAUUGAAAAAUGUAUCUGUCAAUUGGUAUUUAAAGACUCAGUACUUACAUCUAAUGCACAACGUGAGUUUUUGAAUGGCGCAUGUGGCAUGAUGAUGCUUUCAUUAGGUGACAAGGAUCAGCAAUCGGGUGCACAAGAAAUUUGCAGGAGAUCAUUAGCUAGACAUAUUUUGAUGUCGAGUAUUUUACGCACUAUUUUCAUUUAUGACCUAAAGUCUAUUCGACCGUUGAAACUUUUUGAGCCAAAAGUAUUGUUUUGCGAUACACUUGUUGCUAGUCGUCAAUUGAUUUCAACCCAAAGCAUUGAAGGGCUAGGUCUUGCUGACGCAAAAAUAUCGGCAGAACGAGUAUCGUUUGUUGCAAAAGUAGCAGAAGUGGAUAUUCAUUCAGCAAAAGUGGUUGCAGGAGCAUUUGGGAUUCAAAGUGACCAUAUAGGAUGAUCAACGUUCCAUAUUGACUUUGGAAAUCAAAUAUAAUUAACCAAGUAUUCAUCUAGUUUUGAUUAUCAACUGAUUGUGUGAUGAAACAACAUUUUGGCAUUUACAUCAAGAUAUUCAAAUACUCCAAAUAAAUGCGGUAUCAUACUGU
Batrachochytrium dendrobatidis JAM81 is the source of this 3661-nucleotide messenger RNA. RefSeq lists its product as uncharacterized. NCBI's taxonomy places the organism in Eukaryota, Fungi, Chytridiomycota, Chytridiomycetes, Rhizophydiales. Gene Ontology annotation, biological process: regulation of GTPase activity. The coding region runs from base 238 to 3513 and encodes 1091 amino acids. The record is from RefSeq and is a predicted model, not a curated record. The transcript is spliced from 19 exons.